AUGGAGUCAGCUCGUGGAAUAAAUAUGGAGAAAAAUAAACCAUAUCUUGUAAUGAUCUUCAUACAAUUUGUGUAUGCUGGUAUGGCUUUAUUUUCUAAGGCAGCAAUCACACAGGGAAUGAAUCCUUAUGUGUUUGUUGUUUAUCGCCAAGCUUUAGCUUCAAUGGCUUUAGCUCCUUUUGCUUUCUUCAUGGAGAGAAAUACGAAAGCUCCUCCAUUAUCGUGCAUCCUUCUCUGCAAAAUUUUCUUGGUUUCUUCAUGCGGAAUCACUAUGAGCUUAAAUCUCUACUACUUCGGACUGAAUUAUGUGACUGCAACUUUCGCUACAGCCUUCACUAAUACAAUUCCUGCUAUUACCUUCAUCUUGGCUGUCUGCUUCAGAAUGGAAAGCUUGUCUAUAAAUAAAAGGCAUGGAAUGGCUAAGGUGCUGGGUUCUGCAAUUAGCCUUUCUGGGGCACUACUGUGUUCUUUUGUUAGAGGACCUCCUAUGUAUGCAGAAAACAAAACAAAAAUCUUAAACCUGUCGGAAAAGCAUUACUCGAAAGCUGAUUGGUUAAAGGGUUCUUUGAUCAUGCUUGCAGCCAACCUAACAUGGUGUUUGUGGCUAAUUAUGCAGGGCCCACUGAUCAAGCAAUACCCGUCGAAACUACGUCUUACAGCGCUGCAAUGCUUUUUCAGCUGUGCAUCAUCAGCAAUAUGGUCGAUGGUGAAGGAAAGAAAUCCAGAAUCUUGGAAACUCGGAUGGAAUGUUAAUCUCCUUUCUGUAAUCUAUUGUGGAGUAGUUGUCACUGGAUUUACUUACUGGUUGCAAGUUUGGGUUGUUGAGAAGAAAGGGCCUGUAUUCACAGCUGUGUUCAGUCCGCUGGCGCUUAUCCUUACCGCGAUUUUCUCAGCAAUAUUAUUUAAGGAGACUCUCCACUGGGGAAGUGCCUGUGGAGCUAUAAUGCUGGUGAUUGGUCUUUAUGCAAUUUUAUGGGGGAAGAACAAGGAACGAAAAGCUGAAACAAGUGAAAGUAAAGUCGAAGAUGGCGAACAAAUCGAAAGAAGUGAAGAAAAACCACAGAAUAAUGAAGAAACAACGUUAGAGGGUAUAACCUGCCAGAGAUGA
This is a messenger RNA of Fraxinus pennsylvanica, 1107 nucleotides long. The record is from the annotation of a GenBank genome assembly. Lineage: Eukaryota; Viridiplantae; Streptophyta; Magnoliopsida; Lamiales; Oleaceae.